Molecule: messenger RNA, 1413 nt
Organism: Tilletiaria anomala UBC 951
Lineage: Eukaryota; Fungi; Basidiomycota; Exobasidiomycetes; Georgefischeriales; Tilletiariaceae
Product: SYF2-domain-containing protein
Exons: 4
Coding region: 395-1342 (315 amino acids)
Cellular component (GO): catalytic step 2 spliceosome; post-mRNA release spliceosomal complex; Prp19 complex
Source: RefSeq, a predicted model, not a curated record
GACGUUUAUGAAGCUAUCCAUUAUCCCUGCCUUCGUACAGUGUCUCUGCACCUUUGGGGAUUGGUGUGCUCAGACCGCCGACGCUCGCAACAAUAUUAGCUGAACAUCGACCAUCGUCUUCUCUCUGUUGGACUGCUCGGCACAGCACAUAAUCUCGAGCUGCCUCCAUUGAGUCGUUGGAGACUUGGAUACUGGUGUACACGUGUCCUUGGAGGCUCUCCAGCCAAGGCCCACGCCUCCAUACUUGGGCUUCUGAUCGCAUUUCGUCGAACACAACAAAAACUACACCCCGUUGGACGACUGAUUUAUCACCGCGCGCUUUGAAUUCGUUACGCCAGCCAUCCAACGCGCGAUGCCUCCCAGGAAGCAAACGAAAAGGUCGACUGCGGACCCGAUGGCCUCCGCAGAGCCCGUUGCCAGCGUGAACGGCGAAAGUAGAGGCAAAGGAAAAGGCAAGGCACGUGAAGAGGACGUAAAAAAAGGCAAAGUCAUUGACACUGCGCAGGGUGAAGAAGCGUUUGCUUCGUUGAGCGCUACACCGACCGAUCAAGAGGAUGGCAGCUCGGAUGCUGCAAAUGUUGCUGCAACUCCUAAAUUGACAAUGGCAGAGCGGAUGGCGAAAAUGAAGCAAUUACAAGGAAAGAUGGCCGCUACGAGUCGGGCAAACCGAAAAGACUUAGUUACAGAGCAAAAGAAAGCCAAAGAGCCAGUCUUCAAAAAGGACACCACCAACUCUCGCAAGCUCGCCAAGGCCGAGCGGAUGCUGGAUGAGCGAGAUGAGAUGGAACGGGGCGAGGACAUCGAUCGAAAUCGCAACUGGCAGUACAGCAUAGAGGACAGUGAGAGGUGGGAAAACAAGCUGGAGCAGAAGGAGGAGAUGCGCGACAAAGGAGCCGUUGACUUUGAGACUGCCGCCGAGCGAAGCUACAAUCGCAAGAUCCGAGAACUCAAGCCGAAUGUCAAAGCCUAUCAAGCAACUCGCGACGAGCCUCUCGUCGGCGCAGCAGAUGCGGGGCCAUCCUCAGCCUCUUCAUCCCUCAUCCGCAGACAAGAGGAGGCGGGGGAUCAGCUCAUUUCACGAUCAGACUUGGAUUCCGCGUAUGCGCACCUCUCCUACGGCGACCAUAAGCCAAGCGACGCCGAUGUCGAUCGGCUUGUCACACAUCUCAAUUUGGAGAAAGCACAAAGACAGAAGAGGGGCCGUUCUCGAGAAGAAGACCCUGAUGGCGAGGUCACGUACAUCAAUGAUUACAACAAGCGCUUUAACGAGAAGGUCAAGCGCUUCUACGAUAAGUACACAACAGAGAUCCGAGAGAACUUCGAGCGAGGCACCGCGCUAUGAAAUGCUCGGCGGCAAUGCCGUGCAGCGGCCACUUCGCCCUUGUAUUUGUACACGACUUUGCCUAAGCGUAC